This is a messenger RNA of Capra hircus (goat), 1470 nucleotides long. It is a transcript of the gene CALHM3, whose product is annotated as calcium homeostasis modulator 3. NCBI's taxonomy places the organism in Eukaryota, Metazoa, Chordata, Mammalia, Artiodactyla, Bovidae. The record is from RefSeq and is a predicted model, not a curated record. Gene Ontology annotation, molecular function: monoatomic cation channel activity. The coding region runs from base 1 to 1035 and encodes 344 amino acids. The transcript is spliced from 3 exons.
AUGGAUAAAUUCCGCACCCUCUUCCAGCACUUCCAGUCCAGCUCCGAGUCGGUGAUGAACGGCAUCUGCCUGCUGCUGGCCAUGGUUACCGUCAAGCUGUACUCCUCGUUCGACUUCAACUGCCCCUGCCUGGCGUGCUACAACACCCUCUACGGACUGGGCCUGCUGUUCACGCCCCCGAUCGCCUUGUUCCUCUGCGGCCUCCUGGCCAACCGGCAGUCCGUGGUGAUGGUGGAGGAGUGGCGCCGGCCUGCCGGGCACCGGAGGAAGGACCCGGGCAUCAUCAGGUACAUGUGCUCCUCUGUACUGCAGAGAGCGCUGGCCGCCCCCCUCGUCUGGAUCCUACUGGCCCUCCUCGAUGGGAAGUGCUUCGUGUGCGCCUUCAGCAGCUCCGUGGACCCUGAGAAGUUUCUAGACUUUGCCAACAUGACCCCCAGUCAGGUGCAGCUCUUUUUGGCCAAGGUGCCCUGCAAGGAGGACGAGCUGGUCAGGAACAGCCCCGCUCGGAAGGCGGUGUCUCGCUACCUGCGGUGCCUGUCACAGGCCAUUGGCUGGAGUCUCACCUUGCUUCUGAUCGUCCUGGUCUUCCUGGCCCGCUGCUUGAGGCCCUGCUUCGACCAGACAAUCUUCCUGCAGCGCCGAUACUGGAGCAACUACGUGGACCUGGAGCAGAAGCUCUUCGACGAGACGUGCUGUGAGCACGCGCGGGACUUUGCGCACCGCUGCGUGCUGCACUUCUUCGCCAGCAUGCAGAGCGAGAUGCGGGCGCGGGGGCUGCGCCGGGACUCUGCGGGUAGGGGUCCGGAGACCCCUGAGAGGCCCGAGCCCCCAGACGGCCUGGAUGGCGGAAGCGGGAAGGCCCACUUGCGCGCAGUCUCCAGUCAGGAGCAGGUGGACCGCCUCCUAAGCGCCUGGUAUUCUAGCAAACCACCACUUGACCUCACAGCAUCCUCCGGGCUCUGGGGGUGCGGCCUCAGCCAUCGCGCCCCCACAGUGGUCCCGGGCACCAGGGCGUCCCCACACACCGACGUGUAAGGACCCAGACCGCGUCCUCACGUAAAAUGCCCACACUGACGAAGAGGUGGGGGCUUUCCAGGCAGUGGGGACCCCAUGGCAGGGCAGCUUAACCCUUGUCAGCCUCCUUCCCCAAGACAGCCCAGCGCCUGGCCUAGUUUCUGGGCGUGGCCUCUUGUGUGCUCUAAAGCUGUGGUUCACAAACUUCAUUGUGCUCACCUGUUCACGUGAACUCUUGUCAAAUGCAGAUUCUGAUUCAGUCCAUCUAGGACCAGGGCCGAGACUGCAUUGCUAAGGAGCUUCUCAUGCUUCUGGUCAGUGGACCAAACUCCGAGUAAGAGUCUAAACAGAUCUGUCCUGGGUGCUGGGUCCUAGAUGUCCACAUUCUAAAUCUAAAAUAAUAAUAAUGACAACAGCACCUGCUUGUAUGAUGCUUUCUAUGUACCGGGCACUGCU